AUAAAGGUCGUUCGCGUGGCUGAAUCGUUGCUCGUUGCUUGUUGCAUUCCGCUUUCAGUAUAAAACUGUAUGAAUAAUAGAAAAUGAAAACUACUUGUAGAAUGUCAAAAAUGUAACAAGUUUUUUGUUCGACUGUUAGAUUUUUGAACGUAAAGAUCAAAUUUUCAUUUGUAUUAAAAUCGAGAAAUUGAUCAAGAUGAAAAGGAAAUUGAGUCACGAUCACAUCGGAAAUGCUCAAAUGAAAAUGGAAUCCAAGAAUUCAGUGGAGUUUUCGAAAAAUAUUGAAAAUAAAAAAACGGAAAGAGGAUUGGAACUAUCAGUGAAAAAAUCAAAAACGAAUAAGUUCGAGAAGCCAACAAAGACUAAAACAUCAGAAAAAUCUACAAAACUAAAUGCUGUAGAGCCAAAGAAGGCUCUGAGAAAAGAUAAUCUUAAAGAUGAUAAAAAAAAAAUGGUUGGAAUUGUUGCAAAUAGAGAUAAACCUAAUUGGUUAGAAUUUAAAAAAGAGAAGAAAAUGUUAAAGGAACAGCGAAAAGCUAAGAAAUUGGCUACAGUUUAUGAACCGAGUUUAGAAGCCAAAUUAGUAGGAGAAAAAUUAAGAAGAGCUGAUUGUAAACCCAAGGAGCGUGUAAAAUUAACAAACAAACUGUAUGACCUGUUAAAGGGAAAUUUGAACAAAGCUGUAUUCACUCAUGAUCUCUCUAGGGUUGUGCAGUGGUUAUUGAAGUUUGGUAACGAAGAAAUCCGUAAAAACGUAAUGGACGAAUUGAAGCCCUCGGUACUGGCAAUGUUCCAGUCAAAAUAUGCCAAAAAUUGCCUUAAAAAUGCAAUGAAGUAUGGAAACAACGAGAUUCACAAGCACAUUGUGGGGGAGUGUUAUGGAAACGUAGUGAAGCUCGUAAGCCACAGUGUGUCAUCACCCUUGAUAGAUUAUGUUUAUAACAAUUAUGCUAGUGAUCUCAAUAAGCUCCACUUUAGACAAGAAUUUUAUGGGGAUAUGUACAAGCAAGCAAAAGACGACAAAAUCAAGACAAUAAGCGAUGUCUAUGCAUCGGCUGUUGACAUGAAAACUGCAACUUUGUCUGCAAUAAAAAUGAAUUUAGUGAGAGUUCUGAAUAAAAAUCUUGUGAGUAGCUGCAUUGUUCAAACUGUUUUGGUAGAUUAUUUGAAAGUUUGUACUACAGAAGACCGAGCCGAGUUGAUUAGUAUGCUCAGAAGUUCAAUCAUCAUAUUGUCUCAAAGUGAAAUUGGUGCAAAAUUAGCGAUGACCUGCAUUUGGUAUGGUACAAACAAGGAUCGAAAGAUUUUGUUGAAAGGACUGAAACAACAUGUAAAAGAUAUAUGCAUAUCUGAACAUGGUCACAUGGUAGUUAUGGCAAUUUUUGAUUCAGUUGACGAUACUGUUCUUGUAAAGAAAUUGAUAUUAGCGGAGAUACUGGUUGAUCUUGUGGACAUCGCGUCAAAUGAGUAUGGAAGAAAAGUCAUACUUCAUCUGGUUGCUCGUCAUGAUACGGCUUAUUUUCAUCCGACACUUGUACAUUAUCUAAAACAAGGAGAUGACAAUGAAACAAGCAAAAAAUCAUCAGAAGUUCGUGAAAACGAGCUCAUUGAAGCAGUUAUCGAACCGUUUCUUGAUUCAAUAACCGAAAAUAUUACGUUGUGGCUCGCCAAUAGCUCUAUCGCUCUUGUCACACUUGCAAUUCUGAAGCGUGGCCAUGGAGAUAAAUUAAAUGGCGCUUUUGAAGCAAUUGCUGGAUUCAUCACGAACAACGAUUCUCGGAUCAAAGAGGAAACUGGUGUGGAACGCGUGGCUGUGGAACAUUCUGGAUUGCAUAUGAUACUAAAAAAACUUCUUGCAGUAGACAAAACUUUUGGAGUAGGAAAUUUUUCUACGUUCGGCCAAGUACUUGAAGAAAAGCUCAACGAACAAAUUAUUGAACGAUGGAUCUAUUUCAAUAGAGGUUGUUUUCUCCUUGUAUUUUUAAUCGAGAACAGUCCCCAAUCUACCGUAAUUUCGUUAAAAACAAAACUUAAACCCGUUAUUCAAACACUGAAAAUGCAAAAAUCACCCGGAGCUUCCAUAUUAUUGAAAAAAAUUAAAUAAAUUUUCUCUUCUCGCCACUGAGUUACAUAACUUACACUGCAACGCUGCUUUUUCUAAAACAACAUUCGCUGUAUAUCUACAAACCUGCUGUCCCAUUUACGAUCAGUCUGUCCAGAUUAUAUCUGUUCUCCUUGAUAAAUAUUCUACAGAACCUUUUUAUUUUUCUAUUACACAAUUCAUUAGGCACAACAUUUUUAACUCAACGGCCAAAUAAAGAAAACACAAAAAAAUAGCAAGUGUACACUACAUUAUACGAGUGAAAAUUAGAAAAUAAGUCAAUAGUUCACUCCAAUAAAACCUGAUACCGCGGUUA
Messenger RNA from Venturia canescens, 2417 nucleotides. RefSeq names its product Pumilio and CPL domain-containing protein penguin (gene peng). Gene Ontology annotation, cellular component: nucleolus. Gene Ontology annotation, molecular function: mRNA binding. Gene Ontology annotation, biological process: regulation of translation. The record is from RefSeq and is a predicted model, not a curated record. Bases 197 to 2104 code for a protein of 635 amino acids. NCBI's taxonomy places the organism in Eukaryota, Metazoa, Arthropoda, Insecta, Hymenoptera, Ichneumonidae. The transcript has 2 exons.